AGCACCUUGGGCUGGAAUCCACACAAUGUCAACUGACUUCAAGCCUGCGCCUCUGCCCUCCAAACGGGCUAACACCGAUUACCCAUUAAUUGAUUCGGAUCCGCAUUUGAGGCGGGUUUUCGGUUAUGCGAGACCUUCAGACUAUGCGGUCGCCGGUGGAAUGGCAGCCGCCUCUCCACUUACAUUCUGGAUGAUGGAGAGAGUGAGCCCUUCCCAUGUUGGUCGGGGAGGUUUUGCUCCUGUCAUGCGACUGGCGACUGCUGUUGGUCUCAUUGGUGGUCUACACAUCCUUUAUCAGAGAUCUUGCAAUCGCUUCUACGGCUUUUCGGAGAACUCGAGGGAGGCUGACAUGGACAUGAGGGAAAUGGUGGACAAAGUCAAGACUGGCCAACCUUUAUACGGCACCUCCCAGGUCUCUCCCUACUUGCAAGGUGUCGCAGCUAGAAACUCGCGGUUUUCCGAGCUCUUCAUCCACGUCAUCCCGUGGUUCAACGUUGUCAACCACGACCAGCACGGUGUCGAUACGGCCAAAUAUUAUCAGCAGGCUGAGCGGGAACUUGAGACCGAACGUUUGGCAGGUGGUGGCUCUUCCUGAACCCACAUAGUACAAUGUCAAGAGGGAUCGUCUGUUAUCUAAUUGCAAGUUUCCGUGGCCCCUAUGUAUUAUUCAUCAUUUCUGGUAUCGUGCGCAAAGAAGAAAAUAAUUGUUAAGCUGUAUAAAAGGAUGAUUCCAGUCG
This is a messenger RNA of Aspergillus campestris IBT 28561, 737 nucleotides long. Its product is annotated as putative NADH-ubiquinone oxidoreductase 21 kDa subunit. The record is from RefSeq and is a predicted model, not a curated record. Lineage: Eukaryota; Fungi; Ascomycota; Eurotiomycetes; Eurotiales; Aspergillaceae. The transcript has 5 exons. The coding region runs from base 26 to 595 and encodes 189 amino acids.